AUGCCAGUUGGGAUGGCUCGAGACCUGGAGGAAACUGGCUCAUCCUCAGAGGAGGAGGAGGAAGAUGUAGAUGAGCUGGAGGAUCAUCCAUGUAUCAAGUGGACUGGUGGCGGCUGCAGACGGAUCCCGGUCUUGGUGUUUCAUGCUGAAGCCAUUCUGACCAACGACAGCUACCUCCGCUUAAUUGGAGAACGAUACCACAUGUCCUAUAAGAUUGUGCGAACAGACAGCCGUCUGGUUCGGAACAUUCUGGCUGCCCAUGGAUUCCAUGAGGUGCACCCUAGUAGCAGCAAUUAUAAUCUUAUGUGGACAGGAUCACACUUGAAACCCUACUUGCUGCGUUCCCUUACAGAUAUUCAGAAAGUCAAUCAUUUCCCUAGGUCGUAUGAACUGACGCGAAAGGACAGACUAUACAAGAAUGUCAGUCGUAUGCAGCUGGCCCAUGGAUUCAAGACAUUCCAUAUCUUACCUCAGACCUUCAUCCUCCCCACAGAGUACCAGGACUUCUGCAAUACCUAUUCUAAGGACAGAGGCCCAUGGAUAGUGAAACCUGUGGCAUCUUCCAGGGGUCGAGGCGUCUACCUGAUAAACAAUCCAGACCAGAUUGUCCUGGAAGACAACAUCCUGGUUUCUCGUUACAUCACCAACCCUCUGCUCAUAGAUGAUUUCAAAUUUGAUGUGCGCCUCUAUGUUCUCGUUACAUCCUAUGAUCCGCUUGUCAUCUAUCUCUACGAGGAAGGAUUGGUCAGGUUUGCAACAGUGAGGUAUGACCAGGCAUCCAAGAACAUUAAAAACCAGUUCAUGCAUCUGACCAACUACAGUGUCAACAAGAAGAGUGGAGAUUAUGUCAGCUGUGAUGAUCCUGAAGUAGAGGAUUAUGGAAACAAGUGGAGCAUGAGUGCAAUGCUGAGGUACUUAAAACAAGAGGGGAGAGACACUGCAGCACUGAUGGCCAGCGUGGAGGACCUGAUUAUCAAGACUGUAGUUUCUGCUGAGCUGGCCAUUGCCACAGCUUGUAAAACUUUCCUUUCACAUCGUGGCAGCUGCUUUGAGCUGUAUGGAUUUGAUGUCCUUAUUGAUGACACUCUCAAGCCCUGGCUGUUGGAAGUGAACCUGUCCCCAUCAUUGGCCUGUGAUGCUCCUUUGGACCUGAAGAUCAAAGCUAGCAUGCUCUCAGAUAUGUUCACUCUUGUAGGCUUUGUGUGCCAGGAUCCAGGUCAGCAGUCAAGCCGAGCCACUUCUUGUUCAUCUGAUUCUGUCAGGAGAAGUCCAUACCAGAAGCUGCAGCGUCCUGUUUCUGCACAGACUCAAACAGCAAACACCAAAUUGCGUACCCGUCCUCUGUCUGCUAGUGAUGCUGAAAUUAAAAACCCAAUGCCCUCAGGCAGGGAAAAAGCAACAGGAAGGCAAGGCAGCUCCAUGCUAGGUCUCUCCAUGGAGGAGAUAAAAGUUCUUCGUCGAGUGAGAGAGGAGUAUGAACGAAGAGGAGGCUUCAUACGGAUAUUCCCUACCCCAUUAACAUGGGACCUUUAUGGAUCCUUUUUAGAACACAAGACAUCAAUGAACUACAUGCUGGCUACACGUCUGUUUCAGGACAGGGGCAAGAUGAAAAGAGACUUCAGCGCUGGCAGAUCCCGAGCAGGUCUUAAAGAAAGGCUGGAUAUGAGGCUGGAAAGUAUAGGCUCUCACGCUGUCUUUUAUGAGAGAAAGCUUCUUUCACUGGAGCUGCGGAAGCGCCGGCGAUGUCAUGGCAAGGCUAGAGCAACACGAACAAGAUCAUCAGGGACAUCAGAACCAACAAAGCUGUCCCUCAAGUCAGACACAGAAGGUGAGGAGGAAGAAGAGGUGGAUGCUGAUGAAGAUGAAGAGCUUGAUAGAACCAUUGGCUCUCUUUUGGAUACCCAGGAGAAAAGCAAGCCAAAGGGCUCUACCUUGGUGAAAUCUACUAGUAAGGACAAGUUGCUAAAAGAACUUGACAAGGAAACUGGAGACGGAGGAGAACCAAUUCUUAAAAAAACAGACUCAGAACCUCAGUUUAACUUGCUGCAGAUUCUUCAAAAGAAUGGAAACCUAAGCAAAGUGCAAGCUCGCAGGGCUUUUGCUGCCUAUCUACAGCACGUUCAGUUGAGACUGUCAAAGGAGGCUGGUGACCAGAUCCAGAAUCCUGCCUGGGCUGCCAAAGAGGAUGAGCAAAUGGAGCUUGUUGUACGCUUCCUGAGGCGAGCUGCCAGCAAUCUGCAGCAGUCCUUGAGGAUGCUACUCCCCAGACGUCACUUAGGACUGAAAGACCGUCGUCGUAUCCUAGCUCAGCAGUUGGGCGAGUUCAUAAUCUGUUAUAACAAGGAAACAGAGCAGAUGGUUCAGAAGCAAUCACAAAACAAACAGGAAGAGGAGGAGAAGGGAGUGAAUCCUGAAGGUUUUCAGAACUUUAUUACCAGAGCAAGUGAAAGUGACCUGGAGGAAGUGCUGACAUUUUACACGCACAAAAACAAGUCGGCAAGUGUCUUCCUAGGAACAAACUCCACAGGCACAAAAUCCAGCAACAUCAGUAACCAGUCAGAGAAACAGCCUCAAGGGGAGCAUCCUGAGGUGGUGAAAAAAACAAAAGGUGGUCAGCCCAAAAGUUCAGCUGCAGAUCUGCUUGCAGAAGGAGAAUUGAAAGGCUAUAAAUCCAAAGAAGUUAAAUCAACUUUUCCAGAAGAACCUGCCUCCUUAAAUACUGAAGUGAAAUUACCUCGGUGUCACCCUCCUAGUGCUGCUUCCUGUGUUUCUGGUGCCACAUCCCAGACAAGUACCAGUUCCUGGCUACCAUCUCAGCCUGCAGCCUCUGAAAAUUCAUCGGUCCCUGGUCACCAUUCAUUGCCGACUCCUCUAGCUGGUCCCAGGCUGAUUCAGUCCCCAUCCCCAGUAACCUCCUCACAGAGCACAGCUCCUGACAGCUUUUCUGCCUUUACAAACUCAGAAUCCAGUGAGGCAUCUAGCCUUGCAGUGUCACAUCGUUGUCAUUCUGGUAGCUGCCCGAUUGGCCCAUUCUCAUCUCUUCAGAGAGCUGCUCAGAUCUACAGCCAAAGAUUGUCCCGAUCACCGUCUGCAAAAGUAGGUUUGUGCCAUCGCAGUCCAAGUGGGCAGCAUAUGGGAUCAGCCCGGAUGCACAAAGAUGUAGAAGAUACUUCUUCCCAGGGCAAACAUUAUAGCCCUGGUACGGUAGCAUCAGAACUGGAGCAGCUGGCAGAAAAGCAGGCAGCCUGUCAGUAUUCCCCACCAAGCAACAUCAGUCUCUUUACACAACAGUUAACAAACCUGAACUUGGCAAGUGGAGCUAAAAGCAAGCAGAAUGCAGCAACCCCACAGAGCUGCCGAUCAGCACUCAGCAAAGCAAGGUCAUUGUGGGCUGUUCAGUCAGACACUCGUAUAGCUGAAAAAAAAUCAGUCUCCUUAGCAGUCAGGGCUCCAGAGAAUCAUCAUUUUGGCUGUGAAGGAGAGUUGGAGAACAGUGUCUACAACAAGUUGACAAAAAGACCGCUGGCACAUCCCAACUAUCAGCUCCAUUUUGCUGUGCAACAGCUUCAGCAGCAGAAACGUCAGUCACCGCAGCUGUCGGAGCAAAGCCAAGCCCGACACCAGGCUCUCUUUGCCAACUACUCACAAUCCAGCACCAGCCAUAUAUCCAUGCCAGCUGGCUCUGAUGCCCACAAGAUGUCAAGUGCCACUUCUAGUAUCCAGAAGGCAGCCAGUUUGCACAAAGUGAUGCCAUCCCAGAGUAUGCCUUCUCAGCUGGUUCCAAAGCCUCCAGUAAACCACAGGCAGGCAGUAGUCAGAAAGGCUGCAGCCCAGAGGAUUUCCAAGGUGACCUCUACUGAAAGGCAACUGAACAGUUUCCAGAACAGCCUUCACAGUACUGCAUCUUGUGAGCCAGGGACAAAUUCCACAGAAUAG
Messenger RNA from Chaetura pelagica (chimney swift), 3936 nucleotides. It is a transcript of the gene TTLL5, whose product is annotated as tubulin tyrosine ligase-like family, member 5. Gene Ontology annotation, molecular function: tubulin binding; tubulin-glutamic acid ligase activity. Gene Ontology annotation, cellular component: cilium. NCBI's taxonomy places the organism in Eukaryota, Metazoa, Chordata, Aves, Apodiformes, Apodidae. Gene Ontology annotation, biological process: microtubule cytoskeleton organization; protein polyglutamylation. The coding region runs from base 1 to 3936 and encodes 1311 amino acids. The transcript has 33 exons. The record is from RefSeq and is a predicted model, not a curated record.